AUGCCAAAGGAUAUCCCUGUUGUUGGUAGUACGUCAGUCGAAGCGCGGAUGGUUGUACUUCAUGACCCAAACUCCAGGGGCCCACAAAUAAGCCUCUUUCUUCAUCGACGCACUCCGCCUUCAUCUUCCGAGCUUUUAUCGGCUACCUUGGGUGUGUACAUUAUCUUCGCCUUGGUCGUCGUAAUCAUAGGCAGUCUUCUCCUGGUCGUUGUGCUCCAACUACAAUCGCGCAGGAUUGAGGAACGGCUUCAGGCCGUCAUAGCCGCCCACCAACCCCGUCAGCCCCGGCCCCGCACCCGGGCAUCGAUGCCCACGCCGUGCCCAGGAAUCCCUCCGUCCCGUCGGCCAGCGGCUUCGUUCCCUUCGGUAUCUUGCCGUGGCUCGAUCCCCGACUCUUCCUUCUCCGAUGACUCCCCAAAUACUGACUUCACCGUUCCUCACAGGAUUCCCAACCAACUCUUGAGCUUUAACGAGAAAUCCACUCGCUGGAGCCAUAACUCUUUGACGUUCAAAUUCCUGGAUGAGCCUUACUCUCCCAAAUCACCCGAAUCGGCCCAUUCACUCCCAUAG
This is a messenger RNA of Puccinia graminis f. sp. tritici CRL 75-36-700-3, 570 nucleotides long. RefSeq lists its product as uncharacterized. NCBI's taxonomy places the organism in Eukaryota, Fungi, Basidiomycota, Pucciniomycetes, Pucciniales, Pucciniaceae. The record is from RefSeq and is a predicted model, not a curated record. The transcript has 3 exons. Bases 1 to 570 code for a protein of 189 amino acids.